AUGCCACCAAACCCAGGUGGCGAUCCGCCACAACAAAUUCCGUCCUACCAAGGAUACAAUGAAGAAUACCAGGAAGGAUACCAGGGUAGCCAAUUAUAUGGUCCAUACCUCGGGGUCGGGUACCAUACCCAAGGUCCCAGUUACCAGCAACCACCCAACCAUGGGCACGGAGGCUUCUCCAACUACAACCAGACAUUCAGUCAACACCAGAACAUGCGCCCGCCCUUCUCUCCGGAAGAGGCUCGUCAAAUGGCUGCAUCUUACCAUGGCAUGCCGCCGCCGCCACCUCUACCCCCAGGUCCUCCUCCACACCACCCAUACCACCAGUCAUCGUCUGCUAGAUCUCGAGGAAAUGCACCACGUGGCCGCGGUGCCCUCACCCAACAAUCUGGCAUUCAGAAGAAGAAGAAGACAGCAGCGGGCGAUAAACAGCUGCCCAGGUCAAAGGUUCGCUGCGGUUGGUGCAAGGCAGUGGGUCACUAUCUUUGCGAUUGCGAAAGCAAGAUAGACCAGAAAGGGUUUAUUUGUGGAUGUCCCAUCUGCAACGUACCAGAAGAGGAGCACAAUCUGGACUCUUGUCCCUUUCGAAACAAGAGACCCAACAAUUACCAGUACUAUGCUGGAGAGCGCCGACAUGGCAAGGCACCUCUUAAGGUCAAUUUCGACCUCUCAUCUAUUGUUGGAUUUGAGGAGGACAAGUGGCGCCCCCACACACCAGAAUAUGCGAGAAGCCUUGGGCGAUCCCAUCGUACCAGAUUCCGUUACGAAGAGAAGUGGAGUGACAACCAGAGAAUUAUGGAUCCUGCUUGGGCAAAGUGGGAGGAAGAGUUGAAGCAGGAUCCAGAUGCUCCACCUCCCAGUCUCCUCCACCCAGACUACAUCUCACCAGAUUCUUUCCUACCAUCUGUCUCUAAACUCCCGGCCGCAUCCUUCGAGCCGGAAGCCACGGAGGACCAGGACAAUAUGUCAACAGUCGCGAACUACGGUACGUCAGACUCUGGCGGCGACGACGAAGACCAUCGCACAUAUGGUCGUCAGGGUCCCAGUGAUGACAUUGGCGAUCGGUUAUAG
Mollisia scopiformis is the source of this 1071-nucleotide messenger RNA. RefSeq lists its product as uncharacterized. The record is from RefSeq and is a predicted model, not a curated record. The coding region runs from base 1 to 1071 and encodes 356 amino acids. The transcript has 4 exons. NCBI's taxonomy places the organism in Eukaryota, Fungi, Ascomycota, Leotiomycetes, Helotiales, Mollisiaceae.